This is a messenger RNA of Malus domestica (apple), 585 nucleotides long. RefSeq lists its product as uncharacterized. Lineage: Eukaryota; Viridiplantae; Streptophyta; Magnoliopsida; Rosales; Rosaceae. The record is from RefSeq and is a predicted model, not a curated record.
AUGAUGUUUGUUGGCGUACCAAGACCUAUUUUUCUAUUGCUGUUCUUAGCUUCUGCUCUUGUUCUGAGCUAUUUUCUACAAUCAACCUCACGACGAGAUCUUCAAUUCUCGUCCAAUCCUCUGUUUGUGUUUUCGUUGUUUAACAUCAUUAUCGGUGCCAUCAUUGUUGGAAAUCACAGGCCAUCUUCCGGGGAAGCCGAUGACGCCAUAUCUUUCAUGCAUCAUUCGUAUGAACUAGAAGAAGAUGGAGCUGAUGACGCUGAGGAUGCAAAGAGUGAUAAAUACUCGAGUUUGGAGGGUUGUGACCACAGUAGGGACCAUGUUGAUGACAACGAUGAUGGUGAAAGUGAAGAUGAUGAUUUUGAUUUUGAAGGCUACGAAGAAGAUGACGACGACAAUGGUAGCGAUGAUGAGAUUGGUUGGGGAGACAUGGAUGAAUAUGACUGUAAUUUGGAGAAACGAAUCGAAGACUUCAUUGCCAAGGUUAACAAGGGAUGGAGGGAAGAGAGGUUAAGGGAUGAUGCUGAAAUGCGUGAUAACUGUCGCCUCGCCUGUGUGAGUAAAAAUGAUAUAGCAUCCUUUUGA